AUGGCUAUGGCGCAGACCAGCAGCUCGCUACCGGGUCACCUACACGGUCACGGAUACCACGGAAAUCAACAUGGACACUCCAAGAUAACAAAGCCACGGAGUCGACCAGCUGUGAAACCAAUUCUCAAGAAACUGCAGUCGCAUCACUCCCACUCGGAAAAGAACUCGCUGGACUUGGAUCGCAGUUGGGACGAGCAAGGCCAAUUUGGGUAUGGCUACUCUUCGUAUAACGUCGAUGGCGACGACUCGUCUUAUACGGCAGGUGCAUCAGCACUGCCAACACCUGCUGGCCGCGCACGCGAUGUGAGCUUUUCUAUAUCGGCCACUGAUAUCAGCACUGGCGGCGCCCGUUCGAACAAGUAUUCGCAUGCUCGUUCAACAAGCGGAAAUUCUCACGCUUCUCACGCGUCUCACGCCUCUAUUGCUACUUCCGCCAGCGGUGGUCGAAACGGUUCUUUCGUGCAUCCUUUUCAACAAACACCUCGCACUUCGACCCCUCCGCUCUCAUACGCAAACUCGCUCGCCUCUCUCGACAACCCUAGCGGCCCUCGCGACUGUUCUCCUACCAUUACAGAAACCGAAGACGACCUCGAGCCUCCUAACUUCCAAACUUCAGGUCGUGCUUACCACUCAGGUCCUGGCCCUCGACGUCCCUCGCUUGCCAGUCAGCGCACCAGCUCGCUAUCGGAUGUGAAUCAGCCACAGCGCAUCACUGCCCACGGCCGUUCAACGUCAGGAGUUUCUGCGCGGAAACCCCACAGUAUCGUGACUCGAAGCCGGUCCGAUCUGCACCUUAACACAGGCUCUACAACUGCCAUCGACUCGGCAUCGAGUGCCAGUCCACCUUCUGGCUCUUUUGUGUCACCGCAGAUGAUUGCUGCAUCGACAUCUUCAAACGCUAUGUCUCCCCUCCGCAGCUCUCUCGAUAUGAGUGGCUUCCGCCUCCGUUCGCGCAGCGAGGUCGACACUGCCACCCGCCAGGAGAACGUCCGUGAAGCUCGUCGCAAGUUUGAGGAAAAGGAGAAAGCCAAGGAGGAGAAGUACCAUCGUGACCAAGUCCGCAAGCAGGAGCGCGCAGAGGCCCAUCGCUUCACCAAGAAUGGCCGCAAGGGCAGCUUUGCAAAUUCUCGCAUCUCGUGUGAUCGCAUGUCCAGUAGCACUGAUAUUCGACCUACUAUUUCCCGCAAGAACACUGGCAACGGCGUAGGCCUGGGCCUGACUACUGAGAACGAGAAGGUCGACUUUGCUACUCGAAGCUACGACACUGCGCCCCCGGGCCACUCGCUUGGUGCUAGGGCCGACGAUGUGCACUUCCAGUCAACUCAGCGAACCAACACCACCAAGCGAAAGACCACCAGUACCUGGACCGCCUUUGUUCUGUGGCUGAGAACGCGACUGCUCAAGCUAGGUCGACGAUAG
This is a messenger RNA of Fusarium sp. VM40, 1419 nucleotides long. The record is from the annotation of a GenBank genome assembly. NCBI's taxonomy places the organism in Eukaryota, Fungi, Ascomycota, Sordariomycetes, Hypocreales, Nectriaceae.